AUGUGGUCACAAAUAUUACUUGAAACACUUCUUCGUAUGCCAUCACCACCAAUCAAUAAACAUAAAGAUCUCACGAUUGAUGAAUUUGAACAGAAUUAUCGAUGUACUGAUGCUAUUACAUGCCUAUCAUCUAAUCAUCCAUCUUUGAUGCAUAUACAAACUCGUAUUUGUCGAGCACACCAAGGUGAUCAUGGACAUGCCAUGGCUUAUUACGAAGCAGCUUUAAUCAUCUACAAAUUAUGGUUGGAUGAAGAUGAUCCAUGGCGAACAUAUUUGAUUGCUAACAUGGCUAGGAGUGCAUUGGAUCUGGGUGAUGAUAAAAAAGCACAUCAAAUUUUAUAA
This is a messenger RNA of Rotaria sp. Silwood1, 342 nucleotides long. The record is from the annotation of a GenBank genome assembly. NCBI's taxonomy places the organism in Eukaryota, Metazoa, Rotifera, Eurotatoria, Philodinida, Philodinidae.